This is a messenger RNA of Miniopterus natalensis, 6909 nucleotides long. It is a transcript of the gene NNT, whose product is annotated as nicotinamide nucleotide transhydrogenase. The record is from RefSeq and is a predicted model, not a curated record. Gene Ontology annotation, cellular component: mitochondrial inner membrane. NCBI's taxonomy places the organism in Eukaryota, Metazoa, Chordata, Mammalia, Chiroptera, Miniopteridae. Gene Ontology annotation, molecular function: NADP binding; oxidoreductase activity. Gene Ontology annotation, biological process: NADPH regeneration; proton transmembrane transport.
GUUUUAAAGAUGAGGAAAUUGGGUGCAGAGAAGUUACGUGACUGACUUGCCAAGGUCACAGCCAAUAUGUUGCAGAACCGGCCCUUAGGAUCCGCAGUCCACCCUCUUAGCCUCCCUGCUGACCUCUCUCUCAGGUGCUUGCCCUCAAGGAUUUUGGUAUCAAUUAGGGGAGAUAGCCAAACAGUUUACAUUAGAGGGGGCCAUAUGAAUGCCAUACUAACCCCCCUUUUUUUUCUAUUUUGAGUUGUAAAGUUUCCUCCAGUUGCUUGAAAGCUUUAGAAGCACAUGGGUAAUAAAACAGCAGAGAGUUUUAAAGUGAUGCUAUCGGAAAAUGUGACGAUUACAAGGGAAUACUAUCUUUGGUAACAUUUACCAGCUUGUAAUAACAUGAUUCAGAUACUUAUUCUCUGAAUAUCUUUCAGGGUCAUUUGUAUUUGAUUUAGGCUUAGUGAAAGGACUGCGCUUGACAGUCAACUACUGACUGUGCUGUAUGUUCAUAACUCGAAUCAAGUGGAGUUUUGGGAAGAAAUGGACUCCUGAAGGCUUUGACCCUGUUGGCAUCUGAUGCCAGGGAUCUGCUCAGCAUCAGACUACCAUUUGCCAAGUAGGCAGGGCAGAUCUUCCAGACUCCAGGCCACGAAGUAGGACUUCGGCUUUAAAGCACUGCAAAAAUCUCAUCCAAUCGUAACAUUUCUAGAGCCUAACAGGCGAGCUUUCCUGUGCUCCUUUCCCGGAGGAGCAGACUGAGCACAGGUCCAGGUCCAACAGCGAGUGAGUGGCAGACUUAGAAGUACACGGGCUCUGUUAUAGCUGGCUUUGCUUUUUCGCUGAUGAGGUCAGGGCAAGCCUUGUCAACGCCAGGAGAACAGCGUUUGUUGGGGAGCUGGGAUGAUCCAAGAAGAGAAGCUAGGGUAAGUGGGAAGGUUAGGAGUGGUAUAGAAAAUCUCCCUCAAGACAAGAGUUACCUUUUACAUAUCUUUGUAUCUCCCUUGGUUCUUGGCAUAGAUUCCUUGAAUGUUUUGAAUGAGUAGCUGAGUAUCGAACUCGUUUGCUCUGCACUCUCCGCCACGAAUGACACUAGAAGUGACCUAUGAAUGAACAAGGAGAGUAUUUAUGGGGUUCGGGAAUGCUUUAGGACUGAAAUGAAAAGACACAUGUGGAAACACUGAAAAUAGAAAACCUUCUAUUCAAAUGCAAAGGAUUACUCGUACAUUUUUGAUGGCGUGCCUAGACACGUCUCGCAUGCGCCCUCUGCUCUGACUUUUUGUUCACUUAACUCUCUCCAUCUCCAACACCUUACUCUUACCCUUCUUCUUCUUUUUUUUUUUUAAUGUUUUAUUUAUUGACUUUAGAGAGAAAUUUUAUUUAUUGGUUUUAUUUUUUUGAUUUUGUUCUUCCACUCACUUGUGCAUUCCUUGGUUGACUCUCAUAUGCACCCUGACCAGGGGUCGAACGUGCGACCUUGAUGUAUCGGGAUGAAGCUCUCACCAACUGAACUACCAGGCUAGGGCUUUUCCCUUCUGUUUUGAGCCCUAUAGGAGGACAUGACUUCCUUUGAUCCCGCCAGGAACUUUGGACUUGGUUGCUCUGGUUUGUAGCGUUCUGACUUGUUGACGUUUCUUAUCUCCAAGCAAACCUGUUUCAUUUUGAGUCUUCAGAUGCUGCUAAUGGCUGUGCCUCUGAGUCUCAGCCCUCGGUGCGUGCUUGUUGCAUGAAAGGGCAUCUUAAAAAUCAGCGCCACCUGGAUGGAGGAUUUCCAUUCUCCAUGUUGCUUUCUGGUAUUUGCAAGAAGUUGCUUCAGGGAGUUGUGGCAGCAGUGCUGAAAUUAAAAAGGAGCUAGACCCAUUUUUAGAAGGAUGUUUAUGGACUCUGCUGGGAUUGGGUGCUGGGCACUGCGGGGGCCCACAUGAUGGGUCAGAAUGUAAAUGGACAGUUGGGGGAGUCAGCUGAGCGUAACGGAUAGGGUUCCAGGUCCUCUGCUUCUUCAGAGCUUUGAAGGAAAGAAAGGAAGGAUGGGGGGAACAUUGGGAAUCCUGGGGAUGAUGGGAGCUUUCCACGAACCCCUGGGGAUCUGCCAAGGAGAGCAGAGGAGUAGCCACUAAAGCCUAGGUCAGUAACAGCCAAGGUCAAUGACACUUCACCCAGCCUGGUUAGAGCUGGCAAAAAGUGGCGACUUGUGAGGACCGACCAGUGACGUGACAGAAGAGCCCAUAGUUGCACCCUAAUCUGCAAGCACAAACUGGAAUUUUCCUUUCUUUUUUGUUGGAGUCAUAUCCACAUGUUUAAUAUUCUUGAGAUGUGCACCUGGCAGACAUGAGCCUGUGUUCAUGCAGCCUCGGUUCGAGGGUUCUCACAGGGUGAGCAUCCUGCCUCACUUAAUAGGAUGCGUGUUUUCUGUGCAGUGUGGCAUCUAAACAAGUUGCUGCUGUACUGCACAGUAGUUUAGACAAUUUAAGGGAAGUCCAAGGGUGACUUUGAUUAUAUACAAUUUUUCCUGGACAUGCAGACUUAGAAAUAACUCAUGCAAGCUGAGACUGGGCUCUAUAGCAAUUUUUUUUUUUAACUUUUGAGCUACAUUAACGAUCAAUUAGACAUACGUGAUUUAGGCUCUGAAUUGAAUAGUGAGUUUAUAACUACAGUUUAAGAGGGAAAGUGGAUUUCAACUUUAAAUACCUGAAUUGGGAACAAACUUAUGAAACAUCUUCUCUAAGUAAAAGACUUGGCAAAGAAGUUCAAUCACAUAGAACUGCUGUAUUCCAAGCUCUUUGGAUUAUGAUUUUCCUUCAAGAAAGUUGGGGACUCGGAAAGUUGGGAGCCGCUCUGAACAUGGCGAACCUGCUGAAAACAGUGGUGACUGGCUGUUCGUGUCCUUUACUUAGUAAUUUGGGGUCCUGCAAGGUCGUGCCUGGGAAGAAGAAGUUUUUACGAGCGUUUCACACUCAUCAGGCGCUGUGGUGUAAAUCCUCCGCGAAGCCAGGAAUUCCAUAUAAGCAACUGACUGUCGGAAUCCCCAAGGAAAUUUUCCAGAAUGAGAAGCGAGUGGCAUUGUCUCCUGCAGGCGUUCAGGCCUUGGUCAAGCAGGGUUUCAAUGUUGUCGUGGAGUCGGGUGCUGGCGAAGCGUCCAAGUUCUCAGAUGACCACUACAGAGCAGCAGGUGCCCAGAUCCAAGGAACAAAAGAAGUGCUGGCCUCUGAUUUGGUGGUCAAAGUGCGAGCCCCCAUGCUUAAUCCAACAUUAGAUGCUCAUGAAGCUGACCUUCUGAAGACAUCGGGAACACUGAUCAGUUUUAUUUAUCCAGCCCAAAAUCCAGACCUGCUAAAUAAACUUUCCCAAAGAAAAACUACAGUUCUGGCGAUGGACCAGGUUCCAAGAGUCACAAUUGCUCAGGGAUAUGACGCGCUAAGCUCCAUGGCCAACAUUGCCGGUUAUAAGGCUGUCGUACUAGCAGCAAAUCAUUUUGGACGGUUUUUUACUGGUCAGAUCACAGCUGCCGGAAAAGUUCCUCCGGCUAAGAUUCUGAUAGUUGGCGGCGGCGUGGCUGGGCUGGCCUCUGCAGGUGCAGCCAAGUCCAUGGGCGCGAUCGUCCGAGGGUUUGACACGAGAGCUGCAGCCCUGGAGCAGUUCAAGUCCCUUGGUGCUGAGCCCUUGGAGGUGGACUUGAAGGAGUCCGGCGAGGGCCAGGGUGGGUAUGCGAAGGAGAUGUCCAAGGAGUUCAUCGAGGCGGAGAUGAAGCUGUUCGCGCAGCAGUGCAAGGAGGUGGACAUUCUCAUCAGCACCGCCCUCAUUCCAGGGAAGAAGGCUCCGGUGCUGUUCAGCAGAGAGAUGAUCGAGUCGAUGAAGGAGGGCUCGGUGGUUGUGGACCUGGCGGCCGAGGCCGGCGGGAACUUCGAAACCACCAAGCCGGGCGAGCUGUAUGUGCACAAGGGGGUCACUCACAUCGGCUACACAGACCUCCCCAGCCGAAUGGCCACCCAGGCCAGCACCCUGUACUCCAACAACAUCACCAAGCUCCUGAAGGCCAUCAGCCCAGACAAAGAUAAUUUUUAUUUUGAAGUGAAGGAUGACUUUGACUUUGGCACCAUGGGUCACGUCAUUAGAGGAACUGUCGUGAUGAAGGAUGGCGAAGUGAUUUUCCCUGCUCCCACUCCAAAAAAUAUUCCUCAAGGAGCCCCGGAGAAACCGAAGACAGUGGCUGAGCUGGAAGCGGAGAAAGCAGCUACUGUUACGCCCUUCAGGAAGACGAUGACGACCGCCUCGGCGUACACCGCAGGUCUCACCGGGAUGCUGGGCUUGGGCCUGGCAGCUCCCAAUUUAGCCUUUUCGCAGAUGGUGACCACGUUCGGCCUGGCGGGCAUUGUGGGCUACCACACGGUCUGGGGCGUGACCCCUGCCCUCCACUCUCCGCUGAUGUCCGUGACUAAUGCCAUCUCAGGGCUGACGGCAGUUGGCGGCCUGGCGCUGAUGGGUGGACAUUUGUAUCCGUCCACCACGUCUCAGGGCCUCGCCGCCCUUGCUACCUUCAUAUCCUCGGUCAACAUUGCAGGUGGCUUCCUGGUGACUCAGAGAAUGCUGGACAUGUUUAAGCGUCCCACGGACCCCCCAGAAUACAAUUACCUGUAUCUGCUCCCUGCUGGGACCUUCGUUGGAGGAUAUUUAGCCGCCCUCUCCAGCGGUUAUAACAUUGAACAAAUCAUGUACCUGGGCUCAGGUCUCUGCUGUGUUGGUGCCCUGGCCGGCCUGUCCACCCAGGGAACAGCUCGUCUUGGCAAUGCAUUGGGCAUGAUCGGUGUGGCUGGAGGCCUGGCAGCCACCCUUGGGGGCCUGAACCCGACCCCUGAAUUGUUGGCUCAGAUGUCGGGAGCAAUGGCCUUGGGCGGCACCAUUGGCCUGACGAUUGCCAAGCGCAUCCAGAUUUCCGACUUGCCGCAGCUGGUGGCUGCCUUCCACAGCCUGGUGGGCUUGGCGGCCGUGCUGACCUGCAUCGCCGAGUACAUCGUGGAGUACCCGCACUUCGCCACGGACGCCGCGGCGAACCUCACCAAGAUCGUCGCCUACCUCGGGACCUACAUCGGCGGGGUCACCUUCAGCGGCUCCCUCAUUGCCUACGGGAAGCUGCAGGGCAUCCUGAACUCCGCGCCCCUCCUGCUGCCCGGGAGGCACCUGCUCAACGCCGGCCUGCUGGCCGCCAGCGUGGGUGGCAUCAUCCCGUACAUGGUAGACCCCAGCUUCGCCACGGGCAUCCUCUGCCUGGGCUCCGUGUCCGCGCUCUCCGCUGUCAUGGGUGUGACUCUGACGGCUGCCAUCGGGGGCGCAGACAUGCCCGUGGUCAUCACCGUGCUGAACAGCUACUCGGGCUGGGCCCUGUGCGCCGAGGGCUUCCUGCUCAACAACAACCUGCUGACCAUCGUGGGCGCGCUCAUCGGCUCUUCGGGGGCCAUCCUGUCCUACAUCAUGUGUGUGGCAAUGAACCGCUCCCUGGCAAAUGUGAUUCUUGGAGGCUAUGGUACCACUUCCACGGCUGGUGGAAAACCCAUGGAAAUUUCUGGCACGCAUACAGAAAUCAACCUGGACAAUGCCGUUGACAUGAUUCGAGAAGCUAAUAGCAUUAUUAUUACUCCAGGCUACGGGCUCUGUGCAGCCAAAGCUCAGUACCCCAUCGCCGACCUGGUGAAGAUGCUCACGGAACAGGGCAAGAAAGUCAGGUUUGGAAUUCACCCAGUGGCAGGCCGGAUGCCUGGUCAGCUCAAUGUGCUGCUGGCGGAGGCCGGGGUCCCAUAUGAUGUUGUGCUGGAAAUGGAUGAGAUCAACCAGGAUUUCCCAGACACUGAUUUGGUCCUUGUAAUUGGAGCUAAUGACACUGUCAAUUCAGCAGCUCAGGAAGACCCGAACUCUAUCAUUGCAGGCAUGCCUGUGCUCGAGGUUUGGAAGUCCAAGCAGGUCAUUGUCAUGAAGAGGUCCCUGGGUGUUGGCUACGCGGCGGUGGACAAUCCGAUCUUCUACAAACCCAACACGGCCAUGCUGCUAGGCGAUGCCAAGAAGACAUGCGAUGCACUACAGUCGAAAGUUCGAGAAUCCUACCAGAAGUAAAUCUCAAAAAAAUCAAGCUGCUGUCUAGCAAAGCCACCUCCUCCGUUGUGGGAACAGGCAACGAAAGUAUCGAUAUAAAAAGCUGAUGCACAUGUGUGGCAAAGCUCUUGGAAGAAAAGGAGGACCCUGCAGAAAGCAAAGCAGAUGCAGGGAGGUUUUUCAAGAGCAUUUAAAAAAAAAGUAUUGAAGAGUCUAAAUGUCUUUCUGUGCAUAUUUUUUUGGUGGUACGAAUCAAAAGCAUUUCAUAAAAGGAGAAAGGACAGCUUCAUUUUCCAUGUAAUCCACUUGGAUUUUUAAAAAUUCCUGCUCAGUAGCCAGUGAAGUUUUAAGAAAUUACGUCUAGGAUUUGAAGACUUAACCAAACACAGAUCUGAAACAUCUGAUGCAGCGUAAACAUUACAGGCACCUGUGUUGGUGAUUUUUCAACAAAUGUGACUAAUUUGAAACUUUUAUCAACUCCUGAGCUGACCUCUGGCCUUUAACCAUAAUCGGAAUCAACCAUAUCAAAUUGGUUUCAGUUUUUCAAACUGAACUUUCAAUUGUAGAUUUCAGGGGUGUAUUUUCUCACUUCUAUUUUAAUACCUUAAAGGACGAGGUAAUCUUCCAGAGGUGCUGGAAACAGUUCAAUCAUUCGCUUUGUAUGUUUCAUGAGAACACCAGUGAAACAUUGUGAAAUCAGUAUUAGUUGUAUUUUUUAAAACCCCAUUUCUAAUCGGAGAGCUCUUUAAUUUCAGUCAAUUUAUAAUGUGUAGUACUGUACUAAGUGCACUUGAAUGGAAUUCAACUAUUUGCCUAAUAAAAUGAGUUCAUUAUGUUUGCACA